Messenger RNA from Setaria italica (foxtail millet), 1782 nucleotides. RefSeq names its product E3 ubiquitin-protein ligase RGLG3. The transcript is spliced from 12 exons. NCBI's taxonomy places the organism in Eukaryota, Viridiplantae, Streptophyta, Magnoliopsida, Poales, Poaceae. The record is from RefSeq and is a predicted model, not a curated record. Bases 260 to 1423 code for a protein of 387 amino acids.
UUUUGGGUUGCUUGCGAUGGUCUGCUCUGCUCGGUUACUUCCAGCACCGUCGUGCACGCUUCCGCUGGCCUUGCCCGCUCCUCGCAGCAUCCUCGAAGCUCUCCACACCAGGGAGGGCGACUCGUCCAGUCUCCUCUGACUUGCUCUGCUCUCCCUGCGCCCGUGGUCGGUCUGUCCUCACCGCUAGCCCGCUGCUGCUCAGCAGCCAGUCCCGGCGGCACCAGUCCCCGCCGCGUCAAUCGCCUGAUCAUUUCUUAUAAUGUGGGGUGAGAAAACUCAUCACAAGCACUGGCAUCAAGGUCAUGGUCCAUCUGGAAGUUCCAAGGGCGAGAAACAUGGCAAACAGCAGCCCAAAUUUAUACCAGACAAUUAUAGCUCGGUUGAUGAGGUCAUUACUGCACUGAGAGAAGCUGGUCUCGAAUCAUCAAAUCUAAUUCUUGGUAUUGACUUCACCAAAAGCAAUGAGUGGUCAGGUAGGCAUUCCUUUGGAAGAAAAUCUUUGCAUGCCAUUAACGGUAACCCAAAUCCAUAUGAGCAAGCUAUCUCUAUAAUCGGGCGAACACUGUCACCUUUUGAUGAUGAUAACUUAAUACCAUGUUUUGGAUUUGGUGAUGCUUCUACGCAUGAUCACUCUGUCUUCAGCUUCUACCAGGACAACCAUCCCUGUCGUGGCUUUGAGGAGGUUCUUGUAAGGUAUCGACAAAUUGUUCCACAUUUGAAUCUUUCAGGACCAACUUCUUUUGCACCUCUGAUUUAUGCAGCGAUUUCUGUUGUUGAAAAUAGUAAUUGGCAAUACCAUGUCCUCGUAAUCAUAGCCGAUGGACAGGUGACUGCUGCUAAUACAAAUGAUGGAAGAUUAAGUCCACAGGAACAGGCAACUAUACAAGCAAUUGUUGAUGCUAGCUACUAUCCUCUUUCAAUAGUAAUGGUUGGAGUGGGUGAUGGACCAUGGGAUGCCAUGCAGCAUUUUGAUGACUGUAUCCCUGAAAGAGCUUUUGACAAUUUCCAGUUUGUGAACUUCACUGGUAUUAUGUCAACAAGUAAGGAUAUGUCAAAGAAGGAGGCUGCAUUUGCUCUUGCAGCUCUUAUGGAAAUACCUUCUCAGUAUAAAGCAACUCAAGGCCUCCGACCUUCAGAAAAGCAUGCACAAAGGAUUGGCUCUCCUAGGAUUCUUCCUCCUCCAAACAAAGUUCUUGAACAUGAUAAUGCAGCAGCUUCACAUCCUCCUCCAACCGCAAGCUCCCGGUCAACUGGCAUUGGCAAAAGUGCUGCCGACGAGCAGGUAUGCCCCAUAUGUUUAACCAAUCCAAAGGACAUGGCUUUUCAGUGUGGUCACCUGACAUGCAAGGAAUGUGGCCCAACUCUACCAACCUGCCCAUUGUGCCGUAAGCCAAUUACCAUGCGCGUGAGGAUCUAUUCUUAAGAUGAUGCGAUGUUCUGGAGAGAAGGGAUUGACCGCUCCAUCCAUGGGAUGCCAAUCAGUAAGGAGCAAGAUCUCGGAAGCGCAGGACUUUGCGCUACGGUCUCGAGAUGUGAAUGUCAUGAAAACCAUGUACAGAAACUUCUCCGUGCCUAUUCAGUAAUGUUGGCUGAUGAAUAAUUUCAUCCUAUUGCAUGUAAAAGUUUAUCGUUAUCAGGCAUCAGUAGCAGGGAAAUUGUGUUCUUGUGUUGAAUGCUAUACCAGCAAUCGUGUCACAUAUCUAUGUUCAUAUCAUCAUACCAGAGGACAGAUACUUUUGAUGGAUGAAUUGUGCUCUGUUAUGUUCGGGAACGGUUAACUCU